Maniola jurtina (meadow brown) is the source of this 1576-nucleotide messenger RNA. Its product is annotated as protein ecdysoneless homolog. Lineage: Eukaryota; Metazoa; Arthropoda; Insecta; Lepidoptera; Nymphalidae. The transcript has a single exon. The record is from RefSeq and is a predicted model, not a curated record. Bases 109 to 1527 code for a protein of 472 amino acids.
CUUUUUAUUAAGUACCUACGUACAAACUGCAACGGCAAAACAUAUCUCAUUUCUGUUUUAACUUUGGCUAGCCAUAUCAUUAGUUUUAGUUUCUUUCAAUUUCAAAAUAUGACUAAAAGACUUUUCCAAAUUUUGUCUCUCAUAGCCAUUUUUGCUGUAAACGGUAUCAAAAGCGAUGAUACCAUAAAAGCUUUGAGGAAAAUACUUAAAGAAUUGAAUGCACCAACUGAAGACAAUGAUGAAGGGAAUCAUAAUUCCAAAAUAGUAUACCUUCCAAGUCACUACAAGCACGCGCAGGCUAAAUUUAAAGGUGGUAAAAGUGCUCCUAACCUCAUGAAUAUACAGACGAUGAACUUGUUUUUAAAACCUAAAAGACAGCGAAGUGAAGCUGAUGUAAAGAAGUUCCUACGAUUAGAUGCUGAAAACAGAUGCAAGGCUACUGGUAGGUGUGGAUGCUCUGGAGCUAGAUGCGGUCAUAAUAAGGAAGAAGAUUUGACGUAUGAGGUAGAUAGAGUACUUAAUGAAGUCAACAAACAACUAGCUAGAGAGGAUGAUAAAACCAGAUAUGAUAGGGAUAUCGUCAAUUUAGAAAAGAGGGAUGAGGAUAGAAAUAGGGAUAUAGAUGAAAACCAUCAACAAAGGGACAGAGAUAAUGAAGAUAGAAUUAAAAAUGAUGGCAAGUAUUUUGAUGAUGUCGAAGAAACAAAACAUACUAGAGACAAUGACGAAUAUGAUGAUGAAAGAGACAGCAAAAAUAGAGUUGAUAGAGAGAAUUUGUUAAACAGCAAGAGGAUCAAAAUUAACGAUAAUCUUGACGUAGUGAUACUGGAUAAAUCAGAUUUAGAUCUACUUCUUAGAAAUGAGGAUUUUCUUGAUCCCACUAGAAAAGAUGUUGACAAAGAUGGCGAGGAUAAAGAAAUGUUCCAGAAAGUUCUUAAAGGAUUAAAAAAAUUCGCCAAUGCUGAAGAUAAAGCAAGCGAAAGAUCCAAGAAUGUUGUUACACCAGAAGAAUUUUUUGGACAUUAUGAAACUAUUAAACAGCUAGUAGUAGCAAAGGUGUUUGAUUAUGUAAAAGAUAAAAAGCUAUCCAGUUUUCUAAAGCUCAAACAUAUUUCGCCAUACCAAAGAAGCAAACUGCGAAGUAUUAAACUGAAAUACAAACGCGGGGAAAUGAAGGACGAUGCUAUAGAGGAAGAAAUUGUAAACAUUAUUUUCGGACAGCAAAGUAACAUGAAAAUAGUUUCGCAGACUGAAAAUGAUAACAAAAUUUUCGUCCCCAAGUGGUUGUAUGAUAAAAUACUUAGUUACAAGAAUAGCAUUAACAAUAAUCUAAGAACUCAGAAUGCUCAAAAGCGUAUUCUACCAUUAACCUUACAACAAAAAGAGAGGCUCAAUAAAAAAAGCUUAGUAGAACAGGGAAAAACUAUUCCGAAAUUAGUGUGGCGAAAAAAUGCGGGCCAUGAUCUUCAGAAAUUCGGAAUACCUUUCGAUUUGGAUGUUCACGGGUUAGCUCAAAUGGCGGUAUAGAAUUUUCAGAAGCUAAUAAAUAAAUUAUGUAUAAGUACCUACAUACCUA